Messenger RNA from Micropterus salmoides (largemouth bass), 2083 nucleotides. It is a transcript of the gene stxbp6l, whose product is annotated as syntaxin binding protein 6 (amisyn), like. The record is from RefSeq and is a predicted model, not a curated record. Bases 230 to 1126 code for a protein of 298 amino acids. The transcript is spliced from 7 exons. Lineage: Eukaryota; Metazoa; Chordata; Actinopteri; Centrarchiformes; Centrarchidae.
AUGUCAGCCACUUGAAAUGGGAUGCACUGUGUUUUAUUUGCGCCUUCACAGCAAGGCACGCUGCUUGGCGUGCGCGGGUAUAAAUUCAUGACGGAAGCCUGAGAAAUAUUUAAUGAAUUUAACAGGUUACUAAUUUAAGGUUUAGACUAACAUAUCUUCCUUUAGUUACUAGAAGCAAGCUUCAGUUUUUUGGGUGGAGAAAAGGACAAGAACAGGUCUCAGGACUACAAUGAACAUUCAGUCUGCCAUCAACAAAGAGGUCUUCAUCCCUCGUGACGAGCGGUUGCUAGUGGCAGUGGAGGUGCGAAGGAGGAAAAGGAAGAGGAUGUCGUUCCUGCCUGCUGGAGCCAAACCAGACUAUGCUACAUUCAUCUGCAUUUCAGUGACCAACACGAGGCCACAUCAGCUCCUCAUUACAAAGGUGAAGCAAUUUGGUGGCUCCUCCUCCUUCACCAGGAGGUCCCAGUGGACGGUGGAGCAGCUCCGACAGGUCAACGGCAUCAACCCAAACAAGGACAGCCCAGAGUUUGACCUGGUGUUUUACAAUGCUGUGGAUCAAUGGGUGGCAAGCUCGUCAGCAGAAAAGUGUAUCUUUGUCCAGAUCCUGUACCAUGCCUGUCAGACCUACUGGGAGGGGAAAGCAGGGAGUCUGGGAAAGGCUGUGAAGCUGGCCAAGGUGGGUCACCAGAAGAUAGCAUCAAGUCAGCGCACUGUGCACGAGGGUGGAGCUAGUCCCAGUGACUCUCCACCAAAAUCUGCAUCCAGAACCCUGCAGGCCCGACGGAAGAGCUACGUUCCUUCCAGACAGACAGAGUUCAUCAACUGCCAGUCCAAACUCACAGGAGAUGCCUGCACCAUGAAUCUGGUCAUUUACCGUUGCAAAGCCUUCUUUAAUCGUAUGAAGAAUAAGAUGGUUGCAAACCAAAGUUGCUCACCAGGUCGAGGUCAGCCUGGGCAGCGAGUUACAGGUAGCACUAUGGGUAAUGUAGUCCAGAGGGUGAAUGUGGCUCUGGGGGAGCGUGGAGAAAGACUGACUCAAGCUGAGGACAAGACUGUGGAGCUGAUGCACAAAGCCCAGCAGUUUGCAGACACUGCUCACAAGCUGGCCUUGAAGUAUUCAAAGUAGAGUCUAACUCUACAUGAAAGCCUGUCUGCGAGAAACCAACUGGAAAAGCCUUUGGACUGUCACUAAACUGCUUCUUCUAUAAUUGCGCGCAGCACAGAGAACUAAAUCCCCUGUCCCAAGUUGAAUCUUUGCUUUCCCUGUUCUGUCAUCGUCACUCUGUUCAGUUUGAAUGUUUUGCCUGCUGAUGAAUCUCCUAUCCUUCAUGACAAGAAGCAGGGUGUGUAGAUUUAAGCUGCAGUUACUUAACUUUGUUCUUUGUAAACUUAAUUAUAAACAUUUAUUUUGAUGCCAGUGAAAGUCACUGCAUUGUUAUUAUCCAGCACUUACUACAUUAUUUGAAAUACACCUUCCUAAGCUGAGAUCUGUUGUUUGGACCUAACUGUAUAACUGCACUAAAUGUUUGAUUUGAUACUAUUCUGUAUUUCGUUCAUCAUUCUGUGUUCCUGAUGUGUUUCUGCGUAUGUGUGCAGUGUGAUGUUCAUAUUGAUGUGUCCUGAACACUCAUCAAACUGUCACUUUAUUGUGUCUGCUGCACCAUGUCCUCUGCUCUGUGUAUGUCACGGUGGUUUUCAAAUUUGUCGAGCUCUUGUCUUUGAGAGUUGAGUGAAGGUGGAUCAGGUGGUUCAGGUAAGUUGGAGUGUUUUUCAGAAAUGAGUUCCAUAGUGAGCAAUGUGAGUGAAGCUGGUCUGUGUAAGCCGGUCAGGGUGACUUUAGAAGGUGGAAAUGUUGAAACCCCUCAUGUUUGCAUCACUUCUUCCAGUAAUUUAGUGUUCCUGUAAGCUUAACCCAGUUUGGACUGGACUGCUUUGAUACAUUACGGGAAUCAAGGGAAUUCAUUCUAACUAAACUUUUGGUUACAGUUGUAUGUGAUGUAGAUGUCUCUGAUGUAUUAACUUAGUGAUAACGCUCCCACUCUUCUCUUUGAACCAAUUAAAUAAACCUGGACCUUUAUGUUGA